CAUAAAAUAUUGAACUAAAAAUAUGUAAUUAACCGAUUUGGGGUUUUCGUUCGGUAUUCUUCUCCACUCAAAAACCCUAGAGUUACAAUCAUCUUUUAACAACUUCAAUUAAUCAGAGCAUCAAUCUAAGGUAUUAUCGAUUCCGAAAGAUGAUAAAAUCUUAAUAUUUCAAUUAGUUUACAAAUGGGAGGUAGAGGAGUGAUAAGCGAUAAAUGGUCCAUGAGGGUUCUCUGGAUCACAGCAAUUGGAAGUGCUAUUGGCCUGUAUAUGGUUGCGGUUGAAAGACAGACACAAAACAGGGAAAAGAUGAUGGCUGAAGCCUUAAGGGCUGCUGCAGAAGCUGAUGCAAACAACACCUGAUUCCUCAUCAACUGAAAGUUGGAGAUUUUUGUUUGAGACAUGAUUUAAUAAUAAUAAUAAUUCAUCAUCUAAGUCAAAAAAGUGUAGAAUUUUUAAAUCUUGAAUUCUUUCAAGAAUGAUGAGUGUGAGUUUGUGACCCAAUUUGUUUUGUUUUGUUUUUUUGUUUAUAUAUUUUUUUUAAUCAGUUACAUAUAUUUGUGUCUGUUAAUUUGCAUAUGUUGGUGGAUUUACCUUUGUUGUAUUUUAGGAAUUAACUUUUCUUGUAA
Molecule: messenger RNA, 626 nt
Organism: Helianthus annuus (common sunflower)
Lineage: Eukaryota; Viridiplantae; Streptophyta; Magnoliopsida; Asterales; Asteraceae
Exons: 3
Coding region: 184-360 (58 amino acids)
Source: RefSeq, a predicted model, not a curated record